Indicator indicator is the source of this 852-nucleotide messenger RNA. It is a transcript of the gene STAR, whose product is annotated as steroidogenic acute regulatory protein. The coding region runs from base 1 to 852 and encodes 283 amino acids. The record is from RefSeq and is a predicted model, not a curated record. Lineage: Eukaryota; Metazoa; Chordata; Aves; Piciformes; Indicatoridae. Gene Ontology annotation, molecular function: cholesterol transfer activity; cholesterol binding. The transcript is spliced from 7 exons. Gene Ontology annotation, cellular component: mitochondrial intermembrane space; mitochondrion. Gene Ontology annotation, biological process: regulation of steroid biosynthetic process; intracellular cholesterol transport; steroid biosynthetic process.
AUGCUGCCUGCCACCUCCAAGCUCUGCGCUGCCAUCUCCUACCGGCACCUGCGCAACAUGACCGGGCUCAGGAGACAAGCUGCUGUCACCAUCAGCCAGGAGCUGAGCAAACUCGCCUGCCGCAGCCCCGGCCCCGGCGCCUGGAUCACUCAGGUCCGCAGGAGGAGCUCUCUGCUCAGCUCAAGGCUGGAGGAGAAGCCCUUCAGCGAGAUGGAAAUGUCUUACAUCAAGCAAGGAGAGGAAGCCCUGCAGAAAUCACUCAGCAUCCUUGAAGACCUGGAGGGCUGGAAGACAGAGACAGAGGUGCGUAACGGAGACAAAGUGCUGAGCAAGGUGCUGCCAGACGUGGGCAAGGUCUUCCGGCUGGAGGUGGUGGUGGACCAGCCCCUGGACACGGUGUACAGCGAGCUGGUGGACAGGAUGGAGCAGAUGGGAGACUGGAAUCCCAAUGUCCAAGAAGUCAAGAUCCUCCAGAAGAUUGGGAAGGACACAGUCAUCACCCACGAGAAGGCAGCUGCUGCCCCAGGGAACAUCGUUGGCCCCAGGGACUUUGUCAGCGUGCGGUGUGCCCGGCGGCGCGGCUCCACCUGCGUCCUGGCUGGCAUGGCCACCAAGUACGGAGCCAUGCCCGAGCAGGAGGGCUUUGUGAGAGCUGAGAAUGGUCCUACCUGCAUGAUCCUGCGCCCGCUGCCCGGCCGCCCCUCGCAAACCAAGCUGACCUGGCUCCUCAGCAUUGACCUGAAGGGCUGGCUGCCCAAGACCAUCAUCAACCAGGUCCUCUCCCAGACGCAGGUCGACUUUGCCAACCACCUUCGGAAGCGCCUGGCGCGGGCGGUGGCAGUGAGCUGCUGA